This is a messenger RNA of Nymphaea colorata (pocket water lily), 619 nucleotides long. RefSeq lists its product as uncharacterized. NCBI's taxonomy places the organism in Eukaryota, Viridiplantae, Streptophyta, Magnoliopsida, Nymphaeales, Nymphaeaceae. Gene Ontology annotation, cellular component: mitochondrion. The coding region runs from base 117 to 335 and encodes 72 amino acids. The record is from RefSeq and is a predicted model, not a curated record. Gene Ontology annotation, biological process: mitochondrial respiratory chain complex IV assembly. The transcript has 2 exons.
UUCCCUGCUCUUAUCUGAAUGUAUGCCAGGCCGUUGCUGCGUCGGCGUCGUCUCAGAUCUGUCCUCCACUCGCUCUUCUAGGGUUUCUGUUUUCCCCCCACUCUUCCCUUCGAGGCAUGUCGUCGAUCGGUCCUGGCAAAGGCUUACUGGAGGUCGCCAAAUUUGGGAUAUACGUGGCGAUUCCCAUUGUUAUGAUGUAUACUUUCGCCUAUGACUCGAAGAAUUUGGAGAGGAUCAUGGGGAACCGUUCGUAUGUGGUAUAUCCACCAGAGGGUCCUCGACCUCCAUCACCAGAAGAAAUACGUGAGAUUGCUCGUAAGAAGAGUUUACAAUGAUCCUGCUUUGAUAACCGGCGUUCAGUUUGCGGCUUUUUGUGCAGAAAUACCCCCUUUUUCCCCAUACUAUCCUUGCUUGGAAAAGUUUGCACUUUGCAAUUGUGUUUAAUAAUGUAAUCAUGGGAUGCAAAUGUAGAAGAUUGAAGCGUCCAAUCUCCUGUUGGAUUGCCAAGUUCUGGCAAACUUUGAUUUGCUUAUCUUUACAUGACAAAGAAAGAUAAUGUCCCGGUAGCCUUCGAACAUUCGGUAUACUUGUUCAUAUGUUGGAUGUGUUUUUCAUGUUA